AGCGGGCGUGUCUCUUCUAUUGAUAUAACUCAUUGCUGCACAGUUUUUCCAGCUGUUUUUAAGUCAGUGUUCUCAUGCCGGUCAUAUGACCGCUUUCGAGUAGCAGCGUAAAAAACAACAGCGGCUCAGGUUGUUUUAGUUACACCGGCAGAGAAGGAGAAUGUGCCUUCACUUCCAGACAAGUACAUGAAGAGUCGUGUUUCAAGCUCUCCAAAGGUUAUCGUCCUCAUGUUGGAGCAACUUUGAGCAUCCGUGACUUUUAGCUUUUGAGCGCCAUGGUUUACUGACAUCCCUUCACACUCUGAAUCCUCUCCCUUGCCAUGUCGCUGCCAAAUGGCUACUCCAUCAACUCGCCGCCUUCUGAGAGCGGCGAGGACGAGGAGCCCUUAAUCAAGAAUAACCCGGUUGUCCAGUUGUCCAGUCCAGUUCCUCCUCAGUGUUGCUCCGCCCGCCUCAACCUCGCCAUCCUCAUGUUCCUCGGUUUCUCCGUCGUCUAUGGCCUGCGCGUCAAUCUCAGCGUAGCCAUGGUUGCCAUGGUAAACACCACCGAUCCCGACGCGACCAAGAACAGCUCCGUCAUCCAUGCCUGUCCACUGCCAUCAGGGGCCGAGAACGGCAGCCAGACGUUCCAGCAGCCAGCAGGGAUCCCUCAGUACCCCUGGGACUCAGAGACUCAGGGCUGGCUGCUAGGGGCUUUCUUCUUCGGCUAUCUGUGCACCCAGAUUCCUGGGGGCUACCUGGCUGGCCACUAUGGGGGGAGUAUCUUUCUUGGUUUGGGUGUACUGGGCACAGCUGUCCUCACCCUCUUCACCCCUCUGGCUGCUAAGUGGGGGUCCUACUGGCUGUUUGCGCUUCGAGCGUUGGAGGGCUUCGGCGAGGGCGUGACAUUCCCAGCUAUGAUGGCAAUGUGGGCCCGCUGGGCUCCCCCUCUUGAACGCUCCCGCCUCACGACCCUAUCCGGAUCCGGAUCCAGCUUUGGGGCCUUUUUGGCUCUGCCACUGACAGGUUACAUCUGCGAACAGCUGGGCUGGCCUGCUGUUUUCUACAUCUGCGGGGGGGCGGGUUGCUUCUGGGCCGUCCUGUGGUUUGCGUUCGUGUCAGAUGACCCUCGUACUCAUCGCCGAAUCAGCGAUGAAGAAAGAGAUUACAUUAUAAACUCUAUCGGGCCUCAGGGUACAGGUCACGGCUGGACUCUGCCCCUCCUGUCCAUGAUGCUGUCUGUCCCCCUGUGGGCCAUCAUCCUCACACAGAUGAGCGCCAACUGGGCCUUCUACACCCUGCUGACCUCCUUGCCCACCUACAUGAGCGACAUCCUGCACUUUGACCUACAGUCGAACGGUUUCCUGUCGGCGCUGCCUUACCUCGGCAGCCUGGUGGUCUCCUUGCUGUCGGCGGUUGCAGCGGACAUCCUCAUCGAGAGGAAGGUCUUUAGUGUCACCAUCGUUCGCAAGAUCUUCACCGUCACAGGUCUGGUCCUGCCUGCAGUUUUCCUCGUGGCUGUCAACUAUGCCGGUUGUGACCACAUCCUCACGGUCACCUUCUUCACGCUCUCCUCUUCCCUAGGAGGGACCAGCGCCCCUGGAGUCUACAUCAACCAAAUAGACAUAGCUCCUCGGUACGCAGGAUUUCUUCUGGGAAUUACAAACACGUUCGGGACAAUUCCAGGUGUCUUGGCGCCGAUUGUGACAGGAUACUUUACUGAAGAUCACUCUCUGGCGGGCUGGAGGAAAGUCUUCUGGGUCGCUGCAGGGAUCAAUCUCGGCGGCGCCAUCAUUUACUUGCUCCUGGGCACAGCGGAUAUCCAGCCGUGGGCCAACCCGGACGAGGAGGGUGUGCGACAGCAGAAAAGGAGGGGGGAGUCCAUCUCCUGAUAAAAGUUCAAACCACAGAGUGUCUUGCUCAAACAGAAAGCUCUACCUCCAUGUCUUUAUCCAUCGAGGACUGUGUUGAUCUGGCACUGAUCAUUAGGAUUCAACAGGAACAUUUCUAUUCUGGUAAACAAAACUUUGACAUUUUUGUAUUUUUUUCAGUGUUUUUUUUUUCUAUAAUUUUCCAAAUUGAUACCAUUUUAUAAUAAUCUGAGAAAACAUUUGGCAACACCAGUUCAUCACCUCUAAUACAAGCUGCAACACUAAAAAACAACAGAUUAGCAUCAUCCACAUCACCUCUAAAUGUAUUAAAUCUCUUUUCUGUGAACUGAAAGAUCCUGUGUUGAUGUUGGAGAGACAAAUUCAGAGAAAUAUUGUGGAACAAAAUUGAGUAUUAGAGCCAAUCUAAGGAAAACCAAAUACUUUAAGGGUUUUGGGGGGGAAAAUGAGUUAAAAUUAGCAAAUUUUAAGGGGAAAAAAGCUGAAACUUGUUUUUUAGUCUUUGUGUAGUGAUGCACAUGUCUGCAUGGCAUGAGCACUAAAAUGAGCCAACCCUUUAACUAAUGGAUUUAUGAAAUGUAUCUUCGUAUUUAUAGCAAAACACAUGCACUGCUGUUUCAGCUCCUGCAUGCAUACAGGUUGGUUAGGUUGGUUUCUCCCUCCAAACACUUUAACUCUUCAUUUUCAAAGCAUCUUAUUUUGAAAGAACCAAAUUAUAAAAUAUCCUCUGGACAUAAUGUCAUGUCAUAAUAUGUGUCUUAGAUUUUUUUCUUUUCCAUAACAGCUCUAAGGGAACUUUUCCGUUUUUUAUGACAACCUGUGAGAUUUGUACUGUUUAUUAUGCAGUUUCUCAGGUGAAACCAAAGCAACCAAAGUGCAAUUUUACUUCUUUGUUUUGUGUUUUUUUUAGAACACAAAUGCUAAAACUUAGUAUUUUUACAGGUAAAUUAUUUAAUUCAGAUAGACUGUAUUAAACCCGUGAUGGAAACUUUAGACUGUAAGUAUCUACUUUGUUUACAAAUAGUUGUUUCAGACCUUCUUGAUAAUGUUGUUUAAGACCAAAAGAUGCACUUAUGGCUUCUGCAAAUGAACCAAAUGCCUUAUACUUGAUGAGAAUGGUGUUACUUAAUGCACUUUCCCCCUCUGGUAAUUUUGACUUUUUAAUUCAAAGUGACUUUUUUCAAAACAAAUUUGUGAUGUUUCUAAUGUAUGAUUGCACUGGAAAGUCAUUACGUGGCCUUUACUGAACUUUUGUUUUUGUAAAAUGUAGGAGAUCUAAUCUCUGAACACUUGUUCGAUCACAUUGUGAUUUUAUUAAAACAAAAUAUCCAAUCAA
Oryzias latipes (Japanese medaka) is the source of this 3204-nucleotide messenger RNA. Its product is annotated as sialin. Gene Ontology annotation, cellular component: apical plasma membrane. Gene Ontology annotation, molecular function: transmembrane transporter activity. The record is from RefSeq and is a predicted model, not a curated record. Gene Ontology annotation, biological process: monoatomic anion transport; transmembrane transport. NCBI's taxonomy places the organism in Eukaryota, Metazoa, Chordata, Actinopteri, Beloniformes, Adrianichthyidae.